AUGCUUCAAGCCCCACAAAAGCAGCGGAGAAAGAGAUUAAUGAAGCAAGCAAGAGAAGCAGGCAUCACUCAGACCAAAAGGACUAUCCAAAACAGUCUAUGGGAUCGAAAGAAGGCUCAUAUGUUUAAGGCAGCUGUUCAAUCAGCCAUCAGUGAUGAUCAACAAGGCCAGAGGACUUACUACACCCACAUCAACACUGCUAAGCCUAUUGAGGGGUAUUGGGAUAGCAUCAUGUUUACUGAUGAGGCCCAUGAGAGGCUUGAUGACUUCCCAGAUGAGUGGAUACUACGUAUCUGGGGUGAGAGAUUCAAGCCAGAGAAUAUUGUUGAAGCCCGUGCUAUCACAUCUAAAGCAGUACACUUUGCUGCCUGGAUCAAUUACUACGCCAAGGCUGAGCAAUUGACGUUCUACAACGACGAAUACGACAAUUAUCAGCCUCUAAAAAGAGAUCCUAGUGAUAAGAAACCACGGAGGAGGCCAAAAACAGAGACUCAGGAUCAGUUUGAUGAACGGAUGGCUGAGUGGAUAGCACGUGAGCCACCACAAUUGGAGAUUAAGAUACCUGGGAACUCUAUGGAUCAAAACUACUACACCAACAACAUCCUCCCAGUGUAUUGCAAGGCCUAUCAGGGGCUAGUAGAUCGCUCAGAUGAGCUUCGUGCCUCAGUCCCUAAGGAGCAACGCUAUACUUGGUACUUUCAAGAGGAUAACAACCCUUCACAUGGCACAAGAAACAGCCAAUCAAAGCCUGCUCUAUAUAAGAAAAGGCAUAAGAUAGAGGCGUUCUAUCAUCCAGCUAAUUCACCAGACCUAAACCCUAUAGAAGGUAUCUGGCUUAUUAUUAAAAACCGAGUAAAACAGUAUAUAUGGGACCUCAACACUAUAGCAGACCUCAAAGAAGCACUCCAGAGAGAGUGA
Messenger RNA from Ascochyta rabiei, 918 nucleotides. RefSeq lists its product as uncharacterized. The record is from RefSeq and is a predicted model, not a curated record. The transcript has a single exon. NCBI's taxonomy places the organism in Eukaryota, Fungi, Ascomycota, Dothideomycetes, Pleosporales, Didymellaceae. Gene Ontology annotation, molecular function: nucleic acid binding. The coding region runs from base 1 to 918 and encodes 305 amino acids.